AUGUGUGGACGCUACGCAUUGGGCGUGCGCUUGGCGUACAUCCGACAACAGCUUCAAGAGCGAGGCAUGCAAGUAGAUGACGCUCCAGAUGAUGAAGAAGUCCGCGAAACAUACAACUUUGCGCCGGGCAACUUUGGCGCAAUCUACCGUGCCGACAUCCCUGACCACAAGACUCGCACCGAGCAAGACACGGGGGCACGUCAAGAGCAGAAUGAGAACGUCACAGAACCAGAUGAUCAAGAUGAUAAGAAAGCUGACGACACAUCAUCUGCUGCGCAUCCCAAAUACAAGCUUCAGAGUAUGAAAUGGGGCCUCAUCCCAUUCUGGACAAAGCGAAAGCCAGACUACGGUUCUAUGAUGCGAACAAUCAAUUGCCGCGAUGACUCCUUAAUUGAGAAUUGUGGUAUGUGGACGACUAUGAAACAGCGCAAGCGAUGUCUUGUCAUUUGCCAGGGCUUCUACGAGUGGCUGAAGAAGGGGCCAGGGGGCAAAGAGAAAGUCCCCCACUUCGUUCGGCGUAAGGACGGUGAUCUGAUGUGUUUUGCUGGACUAUGGGACUGCGUUAAAUACGAAGACUCGGACGAGAAGCUGUACACGUACACCGUGAUUACAACAUCCUCAAACUCUUAUCUGACAUUCCUCCAUGACAGGAUGCCCGUGAUCAUGGACUAUGGAAGUGAAGAGAUGAGAACAUGGCUCGAUCCUAGCCGAAAGACCUGGUCGAAGGAACUGCAGUCCAUUUUGAAACCUUAUGAGGGCGAGCUCGAGUGCUACCCCGUCUCCAAGGAAGUUGGGAAAGUGGGCAACAAUUCGCCGGAUUUCAUCAUCCCAGUUAACAGCAAAGAAAACAAGAGCAACAUUGCCAAUUUCUUCGCUAAUGCCAAGGCGAAAGAGACGUCUGCCAAGAAGGAACCCGGUAUAAAGAAUGAAAAGGAUGAAGAGAAAGACGAAUUCGCUGCACAAGGCACGAAGAGGGAGCAUACGCCAGAAAUGGCGAGUCCUGAUAACGAAAGCAAAAAACAAAAGGUCCAUCAACCCGGAGUCUCGCCCUCGCCGCAAAAGUCGAAAGCGCGCAGUGCUACUCAUAACAAGCCGAUGAGGAAGGCUGGAGGGUCCAAACCACCAGACGGAUCACAGCGAAUUACGAAUUUUUUCAAAAAAUAA
This is a messenger RNA of Penicillium subrubescens, 1164 nucleotides long. Its product is annotated as SOS response-associated peptidase. Gene Ontology annotation, biological process: DNA damage response. Bases 1 to 1164 code for a protein of 387 amino acids. Lineage: Eukaryota; Fungi; Ascomycota; Eurotiomycetes; Eurotiales; Aspergillaceae. Gene Ontology annotation, molecular function: single-stranded DNA binding. The transcript is spliced from 3 exons. The record is from RefSeq and is a predicted model, not a curated record.